AUGUCUAGUAUUCUGAUCUUGGGUGCCACUCGAGGCCUAGGUGCCUCUCUCCGCACACUAUACUCAGCUAAGCCAGCGACCCAUGUAUAUGCAACAGCCCGAUCGUCAACCCCAGAACCAAGCCCAGGAGUUACCUGGCUAACAGGCGUGGAUGUGUCCCAACCGGAUGUGGGCCAGAAGCUUGUCUCGCAACUUCCCUCGAAGAAGCUCUCAACGAUCAUUAUCACCGCGGGGUACUUUGGGUUUGAAACAUUCGACUCUCCGGAUUGGGAGAAGCAAGUGCAGAUGUAUACCACCUCUGCAAUUGGCCCAGUCUUUGUGGUGCAUAAUUUAGUCAAAGCCGGCUUACUAGAUCAAGGAAGUAAAGUGAUUAUGGUUAGCAGCGAGAGCGGAAGUAUCACGCUCCGCCAUGAGAAAGAGGGUGGAGGCAACUUUGGGCAUCAUGCUAGCAAGGCGGCGUUGAAUAUGGUUGGAAAGCUGUUGAGUUUGGAUUUAAAGGAGAAGGGGAUUGCCGUGGGCUUGGUUCACCCUGGAUUUAUGCGAACUGAGAUGACAAAGAGUGUUGGGUUCGAUAAGUACUGGGAUGCAGGCGGUGCCGUCACACCGGAUCAAGCUGCGCAGUCGCUUGCAUCUUUUAUCGAGGAAUUCGACAUCAACAAGACGGGAGAGUUCUGGGCACCUAGUGGGCCAGGAGAUAUUGGCACAGCAGAAGAAGUUCUCGGAAAGAAUCUGCCAACCCCUUUGCAGCUGCCAUGGUAG
Penicillium nucicola is the source of this 759-nucleotide messenger RNA. RefSeq names its product oxidoreductase, short chain dehydrogenase/reductase family superfamily. Lineage: Eukaryota; Fungi; Ascomycota; Eurotiomycetes; Eurotiales; Aspergillaceae. Gene Ontology annotation, molecular function: oxidoreductase activity, acting on the CH-OH group of donors, NAD or NADP as acceptor. The coding region runs from base 1 to 759 and encodes 252 amino acids. The transcript is spliced from 3 exons. The record is from RefSeq and is a predicted model, not a curated record.